AUGAGAUUGGCUGCCGUGGCCGGAAUCGGUGUAACCAGUCUUCGUGACGUAAAACUCCUAGUGGAACCCUCAACUGUUAUCAAAGGUGGCACCGCAGCCCUCAUCUGCUAUAGAGACAUGCAGGGUGCUCCUUUAUAUUCAGUGAAGUGGUACCGCGGUAACCACGAGUUCUUUCGGUACACACCGCUUGAAAUUCCUGAUACACGAGUGUUUGGAAUACCUGGAAUAUAUGUUGAUAUGAACAGAUCAAAUGGCACGCAAGUACUUCUCCGGCGUCUAGAACUCGGCUUAGCGGGAAACUUCUCUUGCGAAGUCACAGCUGACUCUCCGUCCUUUGCCACUCAGAUAGCUACAAAGUUUAUCGACGUUAUAGCGUUACCAACAACACUGCCAGUGCUAGUGACUGAUAAGGAUCGAUAUCAACCAGGUGAGAUACUCCGCGCCAACUGCACAUCUCCACCUGCGAGGCCUGCAACUAAUCUCACUGUCUUCGUCAACGAAGAAACUAUAAGCGCAUCAGAAACUAGUCUUCAUCCGUCGGACAGCGGGCUUCUUAUAGCGAAAGUUAAUGUAGAACUUAAAGUGACACCUGAAUUGUUUCCUGGAGGUCGACUACGAGUAUCUUGCUACUCCACGUUGUAUGACGUCUACAAUCAGUCUGCGAAGCUGGACUUCUUAACACCGGAAACAGACCCAAGGCCUGAGAGAAUUACUCUCGGAGGUGGCGCAUCUGCUUGCUUCGUGAACUUCUUUCUUCUGUUGCUUCUCUUCUUUCUACCUAUAGUCAUGGCAGAAGAUUAUGGCUUAAACUUAGAUACGUUCGAUAAUCAAUUCUAUUACCAUGAUGACAGCGAAGAAAAUGUCAUUACCUCUUUAUUGGGAGGG
Brenthis ino (lesser marbled fritillary) is the source of this 885-nucleotide messenger RNA. The record is from the annotation of a GenBank genome assembly. Lineage: Eukaryota; Metazoa; Arthropoda; Insecta; Lepidoptera; Nymphalidae.